This is a messenger RNA of Ostertagia ostertagi, 306 nucleotides long. The record is from the annotation of a GenBank genome assembly. Lineage: Eukaryota; Metazoa; Nematoda; Chromadorea; Rhabditida; Trichostrongylidae.
AUGAAGGCGCUCAACACCAAAAAAGAUCUGAAACGCCACUCCGUUGGGGGAUAUGCUUUCAACAUGGACUCGCCCGAAGAUCGAGCCGCUACGAAAAUUCAAGCAGAAAUUCGCGGAUUUCUCGCCAGGAAACAUGUUGAGAAGAUGAAGAAAGAGAUACGCAAGCAGCAACUAAAAUCCAAGCCCAUAUCAGCGGUGCAACCAGGAUUCUUUACACGAAAGCACUUGGACGAACAAGGUCUACUAUCUCCAACACGUUCAAGGAGCCCCCUCCAAACGCCUGAUCCCGAAGAGAAUCACCAUUGA